This is a messenger RNA of Mustela erminea (ermine), 1941 nucleotides long. RefSeq names its product phosphatidylcholine transfer protein (gene PCTP). Gene Ontology annotation, molecular function: phosphatidylcholine intramembrane carrier activity; phosphatidylcholine binding. The coding region runs from base 136 to 780 and encodes 214 amino acids. Lineage: Eukaryota; Metazoa; Chordata; Mammalia; Carnivora; Mustelidae. The record is from RefSeq and is a predicted model, not a curated record. The transcript is spliced from 6 exons.
CGCAGUCCUGCUAGCUCCCCGUCAAGCCUCUGUUCCCUGCCAAUCACGCUGGACCACUCUCUCGGCCCGCCCCGAACGCACACCCCAGAGGUCAGUGGCCUCGGCGGCUGGCGGACAACCCGGGGCGGUGGAAAGAUGGAGUCAGCGUUUGGAGGCUUCUCCGAGGAGCAGUUCCAGAAGGCCUGUGACGAGCUCCAGCAGUUCGGGCAGGUUGGGAAUGACUGGGAGCUGCUGAUGGAGCACGAAGGUUUCAAAAUCUACAGGCGGCUGGACGAGCAGACUGGACUUUAUGCAUAUAAAGUCUUUGGUAUUCUGGAUGAUUGCCCACCGGCUGUGCUGGCAGAUAUCUAUAUGGACUUAGACUACAGAAAACAGUGGGACCAAUAUGUUAAAGAACUCUAUGAAAACGAAUACAAUGGAGAAACCGUGGUCUACUGGCAAGUGAAGUACCCUUUUCCCAUGUCCAACAGAGACUACAUCUACAUCCGGCAGCGGCGAGACCUGGACAUGGACGGGCAGAAGAUCCAUGUAGUCCUGGCCCAGAGCACCUCUGUGCCACAGAUUCCUGAGAGGUCUGGUGUGGUCCGGGUGAAUCAGUAUAAGCAGAACCUGGUGAUCAAGAGUGAUGGCAAGAAAGGGAGCAAAGUUUUCAUCUAUUACUUCGAUAACCCGGGUGGCCAAAUUCCUUCCUGGCUCAUUAAUUGGGUCGCCAAGAAUGGUGUUCCUAACUUCUUGAAGGAUAUGGCAAAAGCCUGUCAGAAAUACCGCGAGAAAACCUAAGAAAGGAAAUCGUGUGUCCACGGAACGAUGAUCUGGGAGUGCCACAGCCCAUCGACGCUCAACUUUGCUUUCACUUUUCUGUCUUCAGAGGCCUGCACACUGUCCUGCACGUCGUCCUUGUCCCUGAGUGUGUUUGCCUGACGCCUGGCUUCCUUUCCCACUCCCCACCCCGGGACUGGCUGCCUUCUUCCACUAUUGAAUAUGGGUCAGAUUAGGGAAACUUUUGCUUGUUUAUUUUUAAAAAGGGAAGUCCUCAAUAGAGAACACAGUCAUUCCAUUGUGCCAUUUCAGGGGGAUGGGUGGGCGGAGGAACCAUGACAAUGCAAGAGCAGCCGAUCCUGGAGAGCUGGCUCCUUCCCGGAAUGUGGCUUCUUGAAACCCAGAGGGGGCUGCUGGGAGCCCCAUCCCCUUCAAAAUGGACUGUCCGUGCACCAACACUGGAAGACACUGGCUGAUGUCCGUAUGCCUUAUGCUUUGGUGUGCUGAUCUGGCUGGGGUUUGAGGUGGUAAUCCAGGAAGUGUCUCUGCCGUUCCUACUUGUGGAGGAUCAUGAGCUGUUCUGACUUCAAACCAUUCUGAAAAAACACUGCAGGCCUGGCUAAGCACUAAAUGUAAUAACCAUUUUUUCUCAUCAUCUGUAUCUGGAUUUCUUUUUCCCACAUCCACUAGUACUAACUCUGCAUUUUAUUGGAAACUGAGGCAUCAUGACAACUCUGGCAGUUAGCAAAAGUCAAGAUGCUCUCACACAGCACUGUGAUAAAGUGUCUUUCUAGGCAAUAAAAUGAAUUUCCCUUCUAGAAUGUUUAGCGAUAUUUCACAGUCAGGGAAAUAUUAAUUAGUGGAUUAACUGACUCUACACUUUUUCUCAGGAAUUCUACCUAAGUUGCCUGCCUCUUCUACUACCAAAAGACUUCCUGUUUUCUGUUUUCUCCUGAAUUUUGGUAAGGCAAAAUAUUCUGUGGCUAAAAGCACAGCCUUAAUGAUCUCAGGGAAUAAUUUUAACCACUGUGUGAUGGUACUGAGCCUUAAUUAGAGGUCACAGAAAUUAAGGAUGUAAAUCCAGAAGCAGAGGAUUUAUUAAAAUGGGAUACAUCAGAUUGUAUGUCUUCUCUCUGGGAAAAAUAAAUUGAAUACCAAUAAACACAGAAUGACUUAAAAAUA